UCAAGCUAGCGUUUGUCUAUUUACUUCAUUUGUAAUGAUGAUGAUGUGAGGCCGAAACCGUUAGCUAGCUAGCCUAGCUAAAGUAAUGAAGAGCCGGUAGGACAUGGAGGAGAACAGGAGCGUGUUGGGGGGUCAGAGUGAGCUACCUCCCGCUAGUUUUCAUCUCAUGGCAGCUGUUUGUUCUUUAAAGCAGCCGCUACAUUCCCACUGACGGCGUUAGCCUGUUAGCACGCUAAGCUGCAGGCUAGGCUAGCUCCAGUCGGUCGGGUUUCGGUGGGAUCUAAUAUGGCAGAUUGCAAACUCAGCAACACUCGUGUCCGCUGGAGUUAUUUUUUUAAUUACCCCUACCUAAUUACCCGUAAUAACCUCAGGUCGCUGUAGGUCUAAACGCUGCUGUUGAAGCAACCUUAGCUAAAGCUGCUGCUGUCGACACCGUGCGGCCUGGAAUGGAGCCAGGGGACUUGCGUGAGAGCCCCGCCGGCUCAGGUGAGUCAGACGUGGGGGAUUGGAGGGAGGGGAUUCCCGGCGGGGAUGAGGAGGUCAAAGCGGCCGACAGUAAUGGGACAGCGGCAGAGACUGCGCUCAGGGACGCCUGCGAUGAAGGCGAAAGUGACAAACAAAAAAGCGUGGGGGAUCCGCUGCACAGCCCGUAUGAGGAGGAGCUGGACCCCCGGAUCCAGGAGGAGUUGGAGCACCUCAAUGAGGCCAGUGCAGAAAUCAACAAGCUGGAGCUGCAGUUGGACGAUGCCAGAUCAGGCUACCGGAAGAUCCUCACAGAGUCUGCCAGGAAGCUGAACGCUCAGAGCUCUCAGCUGGGGAGCUGCAUAGAGAAAGCCAGACCGUAUUACGAAGCUCGCCGCCUUGCAAAGGAGGCGCAGCAGGAGACCCAGAAGGCAGCUCUGAGCUACGAGAGGGCAGUUUCCAUGCACACCGCCGCCAGGGAGAUGGUCUAUGUGGCAGAGCAGGGCCUGAUGGCUGACGGCAAGAACACCCUGGAUCCCACCUGGCAGGAGAUGCUCAACCACGCCACCGCCAAGGUGAAUGAAGCCGAGGAGGAGCGUCUCCGCAGCGAGAGGGAGCACAUGCGCGUCACGCACGCCUGCCAGGAGGCCGAGGCUCGGGUCCAGAUGCUGCAGAAGUCCCUCAAAAGAGUCAUCCUCAAGUCCAAGCCUUACUUCGAGCUCAAGGCCCAGUUCAACCACAUUCUGGAGGAGCACAAGGCCAAAGUGCUGCAGCUGGAGCAGCACGUAGCCAAAGUCAAGACCCGCUACUCGAUCGCCCUGCGAAACCUGGAGCAGAUCAGCGAGCAGAUCCACGCUCAGAGGGGGCGGGAGGAGGGAGGACGCCCCACCGUGUGCGCCGGGCGGAGCCCCCCCAUCGGGGCCGAGGCCGACAGCAAAGUUCAGGAAGAAGGUGGAGCCUGCGGCGGCGGCAGCGCGAUGGGGAAAAAUCCAGUUGAUUCAGCCAUCGACCUGGUGGAGAGAUAUAAGGAGAAGGAGAAUGAAAAGGAGAGGGAGCGGGCCGGCUCGGAUUCCCUCUCCGUCUUCAGCCUGCAGACCAUCGCUUCCGACCUGGAGAAAUACGACUCCAUCGAGCACCUCGGGGACCUCAGCGAUGUGGGGAGCGUAACUGGGGACGAAGGGGAGAAAGAGAGAGCGGCCGUGAUGAACAAAAGAGACAAGCUGAUGGAAACGAGCGCCAAAGAGCGCCAGCAGCAGUUCUACAAGCAGCACCACCGCAGCUUCAGCCUGUGAGGCGUCACGCAGAGCGCUGCUGCACGCACCAGGUCCACCCAGAGGAACCAGAGAGCUCGCUGCAGCCAUCCGAGCUGCAUCAGACCCAGUGUAAAUAAGCACACGUACUUUGACUGACAACAACAUUAGCAUAGCGCUGAACUCAGUUAGCAUCGCAGCCUAGCUAGAACACUACAGGCGUCUGCAGCGCUUACAUUCCUGCAGGACCAGUAUUCUGUGUAUUCACUCCCUCUGAGGAUCCGGUAGGAUUUGCUCCUGGAGCAUGAAGGAGCAGCCGAGAAAGAUGAAAAGCCUGUUUGAACAGACGUCUUUAGAAGGCGGCGUUGUCUCACUGUCGCAGACUAAUCACUGAUCUAAUUUGGUGAGACUGGUGAAAACAUCUGCCCCCACCUCCACUGCUGCCCUCCAGGCGUGUCGAGUCUUAUCAGCGGCGGCUUGGAGGUAGAGGGUCGCAGGCGGCUGCGUGCGCUCUGAGAGCAGGAAACAUGAGAAAAACGUUUGUGUCGGUGCAGAGUGAGAGCAUGUCUGAAUCCCGGCUCCAUGUCCUACCUUCCUCUAACAUGCUGCACGUAUUGUUUUCGGCACGAGAGAAUGCGGUUUUUGAAAGUUCCUGAAAGCCAGUUUCCACUCGGACAGCAUGCACUCCACGUCGGACGGACUGGCGCCGUUCUCCGGCUAUAAGCUACAGAACCACCGUCACGGUGGACGCUCCGCCACUUUAGCUUGUUAUGUUUUAACGCUGAAGCCUUGUUCAGGACUUGUUUACAUGUGAAACACUGGGUGCGUUUCCUCUCUGUUUGCCUUUUUGUUUCAGAUAAGAAAAGAAAGAAAGCCCUUGUUGUAAUUUGAAGUGUGCCUUGACACAGAACAAGUAAAUUUAGCUCCAGUAGUAGCUCGAUGUCAGCGCCGUUUGGGCUAUCUAGAGAACAAGUGAGUGCCCUUUUAUGAUUUUUAGAACCUUUUAAUCAGCAGACUCACCUGGCACCGUGUCAGACCUGAACAUUCUGAUUCGUGGAUGUUUUUUCUUUCUCCAUGAUAUUGUAUUUUGAUUGUCAAAGCAGCUGAUCAGUGAAGUCAGAAGAAGACUGUAAAUGUGUGUAAUUAUUACAAAAGCUGGAAAAUACUGACGUGUACAGUUGAGACGUGUGUCGCCGAUUUGAAUAUUUGACAAUUUAUUUUGUUGUACAGAUGUUGUGGAUCCCGCGGGUUUAUUUAAAGCGUCUCAUCACUGUCACAGUUUGUGUGCAACACCCUGCCACCUCCACUGCUGGCUUCACAGCUCCUCGGCACCCUCCGUGAAUCAGUCGGUGUCCUUCCCUGUUUCCUAUUUAUGCAUUGUCAUGUCUAUAAUCAAUAAAAACAGAUUCCUGGCCUCCUGGA
This is a messenger RNA of Stegastes partitus (bicolor damselfish), 3134 nucleotides long. RefSeq names its product SH3-binding domain protein 5-like, a (gene sh3bp5la). Gene Ontology annotation, biological process: intracellular signal transduction. The coding region runs from base 447 to 1754 and encodes 435 amino acids. Gene Ontology annotation, cellular component: cytoplasm. Gene Ontology annotation, molecular function: protein kinase inhibitor activity. The record is from RefSeq and is a predicted model, not a curated record. The transcript has 6 exons. Lineage: Eukaryota; Metazoa; Chordata; Actinopteri; Pomacentridae.